This is a messenger RNA of Vitis riparia (riverbank grape), 1961 nucleotides long. RefSeq names its product L-ascorbate oxidase-like. The record is from RefSeq and is a predicted model, not a curated record. NCBI's taxonomy places the organism in Eukaryota, Viridiplantae, Streptophyta, Magnoliopsida, Vitales, Vitaceae. Gene Ontology annotation, cellular component: extracellular region. Gene Ontology annotation, molecular function: oxidoreductase activity; copper ion binding.
AAUAUAUCAUCGUAUAAAUAAAAGACAAACAUUUGGGGGAUUAACACAAGUAUCCAACCCAUCCCAACAAUUCGCAGUAGCUCCACGUUUCAUAAUCUGUCUCAAAUUCUCGAACUUCUUUAAAGAGCGUUGAAGGGUGUGAUGAGAUUUUUGGCUUUGUUUAGUCUUCUCUUUUCAGUACUGAUGUUUCCAGCAGCAGAGGCUAGAAUCAGAAGGUAUAGAUGGGAGGUGAAGUAUGAGUACAAGUCUCCUGAUUGCUUUCAGAAGAUGGUUAUCACCAUCAAUGGACAAAGCCCCGGUCCAACAAUCCUGGCCGAAGAAGGAGACACCGUCAUUGUUGAGCUCACAAAUAGUUUGUUGACAGAGAAUGUCGCAAUCCACUGGCAUGGUAUCAGACAGAUUGGGACGCCGUGGUUUGAUGGAACGGAAGGGGUGACCCAGUGUCCAAUCCUGCCAGGAGAUACCUUCACAUAUGAGUAUAAAGUGGAUAGGCCGGGGACUUAUCUAUACCAUGCCCAUUACGGAAUGCAAAGAGAAGCUGGGCUGUAUGGAUCAAUUCGUGUGUCGGUUGCUCGUGGGAAGACUGAGCCCUUUGCCUAUGACCACGACCGGAGCAUCAUCCUCACUGACUGGUACCAUAAUACCACUUAUGAACAAGCCCUGGGCUUGUCCUCCAAUCCUUUUGACUGGGUCGGGGAGCCUCAGUCCCUUCUGAUUCAAGGAAAAGGAAGAUACAACUGCUCCCUAGUUUCAAGUCCUUACGUCUGUAAUUCAACAAGUCCCCAGUGUUCUCCCUAUGUACUCACUGUAGUUCCGGGGAAAACAUAUCGCCUUCGGGUCUCCAGCUUGACUUCCCUGUCAGCUCUCAGUUUCCAAAUAGAGGGUCACAACAUGACUGUAGUUGAAGCAGAUGGGCACUUUGUGGAACCCUUUGUGAUAAAAAACCUCUUCAUUUACUCAGGGGAGACCUAUUCUGUUCUGGUGAAGGCUGAUCAAGACCCUUCAAGAAAUUACUGGGUCACAACCAGUGUGGUCAGUAGGAACAACACUGUCACUCCUCCGGGCUUGGCCAUUUUCAAUUACUACCCCAACCAUCCCAAGAAGUCUCCUCCAACGGUCCCACCCGCUGGCCCUCUUUGGAACGACGUCGAGCCGCGCCUCAACCAAAGCCGUGCCAUUAAGGCUCACCAUGAUUAUAUUGUGCCCCCUCCCCACACCUCAGACAGAGUAAUCGUGUUUCUAAACACAAAUAAGAUAAAUGGUUAUGUUAGGUGGUCUGUCAACAACGUCUCCUUCAACUUGCCACACACCCCCUAUCUAAUCGCUCUCAAAGAGAAUAUAACUGGAGCCUUCGACCCAACCCCACCUCCAAAUGGUUAUGAUUUUGUAAACUAUGAUAUCUACAAUGUGGCGAAUAACACCAACGCUACAUCCAGCAACUCAAUUUAUAGGCUGCAGUUCAAUACAACAGUGGAUAUUAUACUGCAAAACGCAAACACCAUGAAUAAGAAUAACAGCGAGACGCACCCAUGGCAUCUCCACGGGCAUAAUUUUUGGGUACUGGGCUAUGGAGAAGGUAAGUUCGACAAUUUCAGUGAUCCAAUAAAGUACAAUCUGAUCGACCCAAUUAUGAAGAACACAGCACCUGUUCAUCCUUAUGGAUGGACUGCCUUAAGGUUUCGAUCUGAUAACCCAGGUACCUGGGCAUUCCAUUGCCAUAUAGAGUCUCAUUUCUAUUUGGGUAUGGGAGUUGUUUUUGAAGAAGGGGUGGAGAGGGUGGGAAAGCUGCCUUCAUCUAUCAUGGGUUGCGGUAAAGCCAAGGGUCUCGGCGGCAGGCCAUAAUAUGCAGGUAAGUUGAGCAUGAAAAAAGAAAAUAAGAUUAUCAAAUCUUUACAAACCUCUCUAGUUCAAAGCCCCAAACAUAUUGUAAUAACAAUAAUAAUUACGAUUACCUGUUUUUU